Fraxinus pennsylvanica is the source of this 387-nucleotide messenger RNA. The record is from the annotation of a GenBank genome assembly. Lineage: Eukaryota; Viridiplantae; Streptophyta; Magnoliopsida; Lamiales; Oleaceae.
AUGUUUCGCCUGAUAUUAGCCACUCCGCCAACUGCUUUGCCUGGGAUGAGUCUGUCGGCAAAUAGCGUGGUGGAUGGAGGGAAGCAUCAAACCUCUCAUAUUCAUCAUGAGAUUGAUGCUCAUCAGAACCUGUUCCAUUCUCAAAGCGAUCAAACUGGAUUCAAGAACAGUCCAUACUUGAACAAGUCUGAAUCAAUGCAAUAUUAUAAACUAGCUAAGUCCUCAGCAAAUUCAUUCUUGAAAGGGUCAUCUACGCCUACUCUGAGUAGUGGAGGAAGUCCUGCAUCAUCUCAGUAUCAUAACAUUGAUAGUCUGAAUUCAUCUUUACCAAACCAUGGGUUUGGUGGUUUUGCUAUCAAUCCAUGGAAAUCAGCUUGGUGGUGGUAA